AGGCUGCAGCCAUGUGGAUGGACACUAAAGCUGGGGCGCAGGACGCCAGCAGGAAGCCAACUAGCACCGUUCAGUGUUUGAUGAACAGUUUGAUAAUGGUGACUGGUGACAUGGGGCAUCUGGAUAAGUGCAUGCAAGACAAGUGGUUCAUUCUGCAGCUGGCCGUGUGGGCCUGCAGAGGGGUCUCCCGGGUGAUUCUAGCCAACAACCCGCUGAGUGGUGCUCUCAUGCUGGUCGCGCUCUACUGGGCCUCCCCCUGGCAAGGCCUGCUGGGAACUGUGGGCGUGAUGAUCUCCACGCUGACAGCGGUCAUCUUAGGACAGGACAGUGCAGAGGUAUGUGGAGGCCUAUAUGGCUUUAAUGGCAUGCUGGUGUCUCUGCUAAUGGGAGUGUUUAACGCUGCUGGAGACUGGUACUGGUGGCUGCUGCUGCCAGUUUGUUUGGGCUCUACUACCAGUGUCUUCCUCUUCAGUGGUUUCUCGCCUGUGUUGGACCGCUGGGACUUGCCAGUUGCAGUCUUUCCCUUCAACGCGGUCAUCAUCCUCUACUUCCUGUGCACCGGCCCCGAUAACCCCUACUUUCCGCACCACGUGGCGAUACCGCCCAGCUCGGCGGUGCCCAACAUCACCGGGCUCAGCGCGUCCGAGGUGUUGCAAGGCAUCCCUCUUGGCGUGGGCCAGAUCUUCGCCUGUGGUGCCCUGGGGCCCUCGCUGCUCAUCCUGGGCGCACUCUGCCUUUACUCCCCCCUGCAGGCCAUCCACGCUCUGCUCGGCUCAGCAGUUGGAACAGUGGCCGGUUUAUCCGUGGCUGUUCGCCAUGAGUGCCUCUACCGGGGCCUCUCAGGUUUCAAUGGAGCUCUGGGUUGCAUAGCUGUUGGAGGACUUUUCUUCACUUUCAGCUGGAGGACUCACCUGUUGGCCAUCGCUAGUGCUUUCCUCUCGGCUUAUUCUGACAUAGCGUUGAGCAAUCUUCUGGGAGCUGUGGGUCUCCCAGCAUGCAGCUGGGCAGCCACACUGACGACCACACUGAUGCUGCUGCUGACAGGCAGUCUAGCUGCACACCGCCUCCCCCUGGCUCGGGUUCGGGCCCCCGAGCAGAACCUGCGCUCCCGCAGCCGAUGGGAAGCCGGCAGCACUGCGGAAGGAGACAGCACUGACGUGUAA
Molecule: messenger RNA, 1163 nt
Organism: Dunckerocampus dactyliophorus (ringed pipefish)
Lineage: Eukaryota; Metazoa; Chordata; Actinopteri; Syngnathiformes; Syngnathidae
Product: urea transporter 1
Exons: 8
Coding region: 12-1163 (383 amino acids)
Biological process (GO): urea transmembrane transport
Cellular component (GO): membrane
Molecular function (GO): urea transmembrane transporter activity
Source: RefSeq, a predicted model, not a curated record